This is a messenger RNA of Dovyalis caffra, 162 nucleotides long. NCBI's taxonomy places the organism in Eukaryota, Viridiplantae, Streptophyta, Magnoliopsida, Malpighiales, Salicaceae. The record is from the annotation of a GenBank genome assembly.
UCACGAAAUAGCUUUCGGAAAGAAAGUCCUUUUUCUAAUCGAUAUUUCGGCAAGUUUAUUGAUAUGAUAACUGCAUUAUUGAGCCAUUACUUCAUCCUCCAUUUGUUGCUAUAUAAGGAAAAGUUGUCCUGGCUCCGUGAAGUCAUACCAAAGAAAGGAAAA